UUCGUCUGCGCGUGCGCAGUCAGCCCCCCGUGCCAGCUAUUCCCUCGGUGUUUGCCAGUGCGGAGGGUUCGCAGCUCAGGAAGGAGGAGGCCCCAGGAACAGGAGUCCAGCCAAAGAACUGCCCUCUGACAGAGACCUCCUCACCAGGGCUUCUGAACAGAUGCAGAAGAACCCAGAAAGGAGCAGAUCUUGAUUUGCCACACCAGCAGCAGUUCUUCAAACCCUUGCCUAGAGAGCGCCGGACUUGGUGAUGUCGCCGCAUCCAGAAGCCAUCACAGAUUGUGUGACACUGAACGCUGUGGGCCAACUUGCAGAAGGUGGUUGUCCUCUACACUUCUCCACACUCUUCGAGGAGCAGCAGAACAUGAACAUAUCUCAGGAAUCGGUGUCAUUCAAGGAUGUGACUAUAGAAUUCACCCAGGAGGAGUGGCAGCAAAUGGCCCCUGUUGAGAGGAAUCUGUACAGAGAUGUGAUGCUGGAGAAUUACAGCCACCUCGUCUCAGUGGGGUACUGCCUUUUCAAACCAGAGGUGAUCUUCAAGUUGGAGCGAGGAGCAGAGCCUUGGUUCUCAGAGGAGGAAUUCUCAAACAAGAGUCACCCAAAAGAUUACAGAGGUGAUGACCUGAUCAAGCAGGACAAGAACAUCAAAGACAAACACUUGCAGCAAGUAAUAUGUAUCAAUAAUAAAACAUUGACUAGAGAGGAAGAGAAAGUUUUAGGGAAACCAUUUACUCUGCAUGUAGCUGCUGUUGCUUCAACAAAAAUGUCCUGCAAAUGUGACUCAUGGGGAGUGAAUUUGCAAAGUAUUUCUGAAUUUAUCAUUAAUAAUAGAAACUGUUCAACAAAGAAAGUAGAUUGCUGUAAUCUAUGUGAGAAUUCACCUUUCAAAAUUAACUUUGAGAAAACUCAGACUGGGGAGAAAUUUUAUGAACAUAAUAAAAAUAUGAAAGCUCUCAGUUAUAAUGAAAAUCUUCCCAAGCAUUCAAAGUUUCAAACUUUGGAGCAAGCUUUUGAAUGUAAUAAAAUUGGAAAAGCCUUUAAUGAUAAGGCUUGCUGUGUUAAACAUAAGAAUCCUCACACAGGAGAAAAAUCCUGUAAAGAUGAUGAAUUUAGGAAAAAAUGUGAUAAGACAACUCUCUUUGACCACAGGAGAACUGGCACAGGGGAGAAACAUCCUCAUCUUAAUCAAUACGGGAAAUCCUUUGAGAAGUCAACUGUGGAGGAAUAUAAUAAAUGUAACAUGGGUGUGAAAUAUUAUGAAUUAAAUUCAAGUGGAAAUAAUUUCAACAGAAAGGCACACCUCACUGAACCUCAGACAACUGUCACAGAAGAGAAUCCAGUGGUAUGUAGUGACAGAACACAGAGUUGGGUUAAAUCCUCUGAAUAUCAUGAAAAUAAGAAAUCCUACCAGAUGUCAGUUCACAGAGUUCACCAGAGAAGUCACUUGAAGAUAAAACCCUAUAAAUGUAAUGAAUGUGGGAAAUCCUUCUGUCAGAAAGGACAUCUCAUUCAACAUCAGAGAACUCACACAGGAGAGAAACCAUUUGAAUGUAGUGAAUGCAGAAAAACUUUCUCCCAGAAGUCACACCUCAGUACUCAUCAGAGAAUUCACACAGCAGAAAAACCCUAUAAAUGUAAUGAAUGUGGAAAAACAUUUGUCCAGAAGUCAACCCUCAGGGGACAUCAAAGAAUUCACACAGGAGAGAAACCCUAUAAAUGUAGUGAAUGUGGGAAGACUUUUGUUCAGAAGUCUACUCUCAGAGAUCAUCACAGAACUCACACAGGGGAGAAAUCCUUUCAGUGCAAUGAAUGUGGAAAAACAUUUGGCCAGAAGUCAAACCUCAGAAUACAUCAGAGAACUCACACUGGGGAGAAAACUUACCAAUGUAACGAAUGUGAAAAAUCCUUCUGGCGAAAAGACCAUCUCAUUCAACAUCAGAAGACUCACACAGGAGAGAAGCCAUUCAAAUGUAGUGAAUGUGGGAAAACUUUUGCCCGGACAUCAACCCUCAGAGCGCAUCAAAGAAUUCACACUGGGGAGAAACCAUUUAAAUGUAAUGAAUGUGGGAAAAAGUUUGUCCGGAAAGCAAUCCUUAGUGAUCAUCAGAGAAUUCACACAGGGGAGAAACCCUUUCAGUGUAGUAAAUGUGGAAAAACUUUUGGCCAGAAAUCAAACCUCAGAAUACAUCAAAGAACUCACAGUAGGCAGAAAUCUUAUGAAUGCAAUGAAUAUGGGAAAUUACAUAAGAAGUCAACCCUAAGCGUAUACCAGAAAAUUCAGGGAGAGGGGAAUCCCUAUUGAUGUAAUAACUGGGAAAUCCUUUUGACAAAAAGAUUACCCCUUUUGACAUCAGAGAUACACAAGAAACCAAUUGAGGGUAGUGAAUGUAAGAAGGCAGUCGCAGAAAUAAACCCUCACAGUGAAUCAGAGAAUUCACUUAGGAGAGAAACCAUAUGAAGAUGAAUGCAGGAAGAAUUGUGUCCAAAAGGCAACCUUCAGAGGCGUUUUUGUUUCUUUUCAGAGUACUAUGGAUAGGCCUGAAUGAAGUCAUACCCUAUUAGAUAGUUCUGACACAUCACACAGGCUGGUAGUCUGUUCACCAGUACCAGUUUCACUUUAUUGCAGGCACAUAACUCGUCCAAAUUUCCCAAUCUCCUUUUCGUCCAGGUGGGUCUUUGUGACUAGCUACCAGGUUGUGGAUGUCCGUGAUGUAUAUCACAUCCCAGUCUGAAAAAUAAGAGACUUCCCUAACUUAACUACCAGGGUCCUAUCACAACAACAAAAUGGAUAUGAUUUCUAGGACAAACUUGGUGCUGUGCUUUAGUGAAGCAAAGUACAAGAUAAAGAAGUCAGUGUGCCUGAAUGAAUAUAUGCAGCAAAAUUCUCCUUUUCCGCAUCUUUCCCAGUUGAACAUUAUGUAAGUAAAAAUUAAGUUUGUACAGUAGUCCCCCCUUAUCUGCAUUUUCACUUUAUGCAAUUUCUAUUAGCCAUGGUCAACUGCACUUUAAAGUUAUUAAAUGGAUCCAGAAAUAAGCAAUUUCUACAUUUUAAAUUGCACACAAUUCUGCAUAGUGUGAUGAAGUCGCAUGCCCUCCUGCUCUUCAUGUGGUUUGCUGAAUCAUCUCUGAGUCUAGUGUAUCCACCAUCUGCCAGUGAGUCACUUACGUGGCAUUUUAGUUAUCAGAUCACCUGUCAGGCUGUGGCAGUGCUUGUAUUCAAGUAACCCUUAUUUUACUAAAUAAUGACCCCAAAUUGCAAGAGCAGUUCUACUGUCAUGUUAUUAUAAUUAUUCUACUUUAUUAUUAGUUGUUAAUCUCUUGCUGUGCCUAAUUUAUAAAUUAAACUAUCAUAGGCUUGUAUAUAUAGGAAAACGUAGUAUAUAUAGGGUUCAGUAUUAUGCUGUGAGAAGCCCAAGCUGUGGAGAGGCCACAGGCAGGUGCUCUGGUCAGCAGCCCAAGCUAAACACCCAGCCAACACCAGAAUCUGCAGCCAGCCAUGUGAGUGAGCCUUUGCACAUGUCUAGCCUCGUCAAGCCCUACAGAUGUCUUCCCAUGAAACCACACAGCCAAGUCCAGGUGGAAAAUGUGAAAGAUGUUUCUACCAAGUCACUGAGUUUCUGGGUGGUUUGUUUUGCAGUAACCAAGAACCAGAACGGUGUGGUCUGCACUCUCCAGUGGCGCCCCUAUGUUCAAACACUUCACUCAGCAAGCGUCAUCACCCAACACCUGGACCUAAUCACUCCGCAGGGUCUUUCACUACAGAAUCUUUUCUCAGGGUUGCAGAUGUGCUAGUCUCUGCUAAGAUGCUCACCUCUUUAUCUUCCCUUAGUGAUUGGCUGCUCUGGUUGAUGUCAGCUUUCCUUUCCUCCCGGAAGUCCUCCCUCAUCACCUCCUUCCCCCUAACAGCUCCAGCUCCUUGAGGUCAGGCCUGUCUCUUCCACCGUGGUGAUGGCCUGUAUAUGUUGGGUGCUUCAUAAAUUCUGUUUCAAAUCUAGGACCCAACCUGCACAGUUAAGGGAUUUACCUUGGGAAUCUUCCAAAUCUUCUUGCUACAAUGGACUACUUUUAUUAUAAAAUCCAAAUAAUUUAA
Molecule: messenger RNA, 4090 nt
Organism: Sapajus apella (tufted capuchin)
Lineage: Eukaryota; Metazoa; Chordata; Mammalia; Primates; Cebidae
Gene: ZNF510
Product: zinc finger protein 510
Exons: 6
Coding region: 251-2302 (683 amino acids)
Biological process (GO): regulation of DNA-templated transcription
Source: RefSeq, a predicted model, not a curated record